Molecule: messenger RNA, 7975 nt
Organism: Lytechinus pictus (painted urchin)
Lineage: Eukaryota; Metazoa; Echinodermata; Echinoidea; Temnopleuroida; Toxopneustidae
Product: transcriptional protein SWT1-like
Exons: 19
Coding region: 245-2893 (882 amino acids)
Cellular component (GO): nucleus
Molecular function (GO): protein binding
Source: RefSeq, a predicted model, not a curated record
AUGGACAAAUUUGUUGCUGGUAGAGAUGUCUAGCCAGAGCAGAUUGACAAUUUGUCGGAUAAAUAAACGACGUAUCUACCAUCACUCAGUUUGGUGCGAGAAUUUGACGAAAAACGUUUCUUAGAUAUAAACAGUGAUAGAAGUCGGAGCCUAGCCGUGUACAGCAACAGAUCAACACUAAGCUUUCCGACUCUUACAGGUGGCGCGAACAGAAGUUUUAGUUGGGAUAUUACAACGUUUCAUUAUGGGGGAUGAAUGGAUACAGAAGAUCUCUCGAAAGAGAAAUAUGCCUUAUUACUUCAACACGAGGACAGGAGUAACUCAAUGGAAUAAGCCACCAGGACUGUCACAAAAGACACGUUAUGAUCAGAAUCUAGAGAGGAGAGAGUCCGGUGAAGAAAAAGAUGAGAGAAGCACAAAGAAGGCGAAAGAAUUUUUGUCAGGGACAGGUACUGAGAGCAAGUCGUCUUCCAUCAAGGAUUCCGCUUCAGCUUCCAAGGCGAUACCUUCCGGAACUGACGCCUGUUCAUUGCCUGGGAACCAGCAGAACCUACCAAGGGUGAUACUCCCGAGGAAGAGGAGGAAGAGGAAGAAAAUGUCAUCAUCUUCAUCCGAAAAUCCGCAGGAGGAAUUCAAAGAAACUAAACAACCUGUGCCAGGAGAUAAGCGUAAUUUUUUGGCAGGGCCCCCGGCAAAACGUACCCAAGCCGUAAAACCUGUGAUGAAAGAGACCAUUCGUCCUGAGGAUGUGAACAAACCUAGGGAAGAAUACCUAACUUUAAAGGAAACCAGUAGUGCCUCUCAGUCUUUGAAAAAGACUUCACCAGAAUCUUUUUCUUUAAUGGAAGUUGACCUCCCUUUGAGAACUGAGGGGAAAGUUCUUGUGGUAGUGGACACCAAUGUGCUUAUCAACAGUGUCGACUAUCUCCAGCAUAUCAAGGGCAAAACAAUCAAAGAUUUAGGAGAUAUAAUGCUGACUAUUCCAUGGAUAGUAAUGGAAGAACUGGAUCAAUUGAAGGGUCCUAACUGCAUUGCAAUUACGCCACUGUCUUCUGCCGUAAGAAAGGCUCUGGGUUUUCUGCACAAAAACCGAACCGAUCCUAACAUUAAAGGCCAAUCUUACAAUCAUUUUAUGAAGACAAGAAGAGGGAGAGAAGUGAAAGGAUCCAAUGAUGACAUGAUUCUACAAUAUUGUUUGCAGUGCAAGAAAAAAUAUCCAGGAAACCUGGUCGUGUUGCUGAGCAAUGAUAAGAAUCUUUGCUUGAAGGCAUCCUUCAGUGGUGUGCCAUCCUCAGGAGACAAGGACUUUAGGAAUGAGAUCAGUAAACAGGCGAAUAGCCACGCCCGGCUCUCCAUCUCGUCCGACGACAAUGAGGUAUCCUCUCCUACCAAGGAUCAACCUUCCUCUGGGAGAUCUACUCCAGAAGGGGCCAUUGCCUGUAUCUCUCCCAUAGAAUUCAAGGGUUCUGGACCGUUUCAAAGCAGCACAGGCACCAAGACUCAAGGUAAAGACAGUGAAAGGAGAACAGUAUCAUGGCCAACUCAGGAAAGUGAAGUAAAGAGAAGCACGCCUUCUGCAACAAAACAUCAGAAUAUUACAAAUAGUACCAAUAGUCACAAGACAUCUUCACCAAAACAAAAGACUGAUGUAAAGACUAAAUCAAAUAUUCACAUUGGAGAAAACAAGGUGAAAAAAGAGGAACGACUGUCGACAUGUACCCGCCCUGUUAGAACAGCAGAGACCAAUUUGGAAUUGAAAAAGGAGAAAUCUGGCAAGCAACUGAGCUCAGAGUUGGUCACAGAGAGGAAGAAGAAGGAGAAAGACUACACCAAAGAGCUGAUGGGAUUUGUAAAGCUUAUGUUGGUUAUCAUACUGAGGCAUGAGAUGAUUGAGAGCUACACUAAUCACUGGUUAGAUAUUGUACACAAGAAACCCCCUUGGUCUUUAUUGGAUGCUCUGCAAUGUAUUAAGAAACAUUAUGUAGCUGUUUUUGGACUACUGCUCGGGCGGCGAAAUGCAGAUGAAGUGGAUCGUCUUAUUGCUAUUGUGAAAAAUGUUCAAGAUGAUGAUAUUUUCUCUUCAAAACAGCUUAAGACCUUUUAUUUUGCCACCAAGGAGAUUUUGAUCCCACUCAAGAAAAAUGCGAAGUAUAAGGACAUUGCCACAAAGUGUGAAGAGGACAUUGAAAGAGUGUAUCAACAAUGGAAGCAGACCAUACAAGAUGCUACGCAAACCAGGAGUAAUACUGGUCUCCAGCGGGCCACAAAAACUUCUCUGAGAAUAUCUUUAGCAGCCUCUAUGCCUUUGGAAGAGAAAGAGAGUGUGCAGGAGAGUGAAGAAAUGUGCAUUUCACCACCAGCUACCACUUCUACCAAUGGGCUUGAGACCGCAGUACUGAUUAAAAACCAGGAAGCUAGGGAGGAGAUUGAAGAGAGGAGGGAAGGUGAUGGUAUGGACCAUGUGACCUUCUGUGUUCUUUCUGUUUUUGAAGCCAUCUAUACCGUACUGAAAUACCAUAGGGAUGUCAUUGUAUGGUCAUUCAAGCACCUUGCCAGUGGAUGCCCUAUAGAGGGCCUCCCAACCAAAGAUGAAAGCCUUAACUACCUCUCGACAGCCUUGCCUCUUAUAGAGGUCAUUGUCCGAUCUCUUCAAAGAUUGAUAGGAAGCUGUAUCCCUGUUCCUGCAGUUCUUUGUGAAGAGGUCGUCCAUUCCUUGCAUGCCUAUGUGCAAGCCCUAAAGCUUGAUUUAGACAUCAGUGGGUUUCAUGCUGAAUUGUUCCAGCAGUUCAUCCUGUCGGAGGACAAUCGACAAAGAAUUGUGCGAGGGAGUCAACAAUAUUCAGAAGUGUUGCAGCAACUCCAUGAGUGUAGAGUAACAUUAAGUCAGUUUUGAAACAAACUGUUGAAGGGUGUCAGCAAAUCUUGUUCAAUAUAUGAAAAAAAAAUGAUAGCAUAAUAUGAACAGAGGGCAGUGAAUUAUUUUCUGAUAAUUUGCUUCCUCCUCUUUACCACUUGCUGCAAUUUGUAGAUGUAAAAAUAUAUGAAAUACAGCAAUUCUACUUCCAUGCAAACUCAUACCCUGUUUGUAUAAGAUAUACUGUACCACAAAUUUUGUGGCUUCUUUGCAGACAAUUUGAUAAACAGUACUGAUGCAUUGACUUUAUGUCAAUGAUAUUUUUAUUGUUAUGCAAUUAUUUACCUUGUGAUGUAUAAUGAGCUUGCUCCCCCUCCAAAGAUGUUUCUGUUACAUGUAUUUCCAAUGCUUGUUACUGUGUGUGGGGAGGGGAGGGGGUUAGCAAAUCAUUAUCCACUCCCCAUGAAACCUAUCACAUCUGACUUUAACAAUGUAUUUGUAGAUGAGCUCGGUCCAUUAAAAGUAUUGAAGAGCAGGUGCUUACAUCAAUUUCUAUUUGUUUACUGGAUUCAGCUUUCCGUGAUUUCUUUUUCUUAUUAAUUUAUUAUUUACUUAUUUCUUCUUAUCUAUGUCUUUCUUUUUUUGAUUGAUUAAUUUAUUCUAUCUUUCUUUAUUCCAUUUAUUUAUUUAUUCCAUCUGCUAUUCUAGUUUAUUAGGUAUUUUUAUUGAUCUAUUGAAUUCAGUCAUAUCUUUUAUUACUUUUUUCGAAAUCUAUUUCUUGUUCAUUUAUUGAUUGAUUAUUUAUCUCUUUACUUGUUUGAUCAUUUAUUGAAUGAUAUUCAUUUGUGUAUUUAUUGUUCCAAACAUUUAUUGAUUAGUAAAUGCAGUAUUGGUUAAUGCAUUUAUUCAUUCCAUAGUUCAAAUUGAAUGAUCAUGUUUAAACCGAGCAGUGAAUGGAGAGAGAUUACAAUCAUCAUUUGCAAUUAUCAUCGAGACAUUUCAAUAUGAAACGUUUCAACACCUUUAUAUUCAUACCCCUGCCAAAGGAAAUUUGUGAGGAAUGGUAAAGUGGUAUAGAGUUAAGUGAUCAGCAGGUCAAGUGGGUAGGCAGGCUUUCGGUCAAUCAGUCCAUCAAAAAUCUUGCAGACGGCACUUUCUCGUCCAAUAUUUCUCAAUGUUAAUGAGACUUUGCACAUGAAGUGGUCUUCGGACGAGUGAGGAAACGAUCGUAAAGCAAUAUACUUCCUCAUUUCUCGCCCAGUACUCAUUACACCUGGGCACAACAAUUGUUCUUUGAAUGAAGACAUGCUUGGUACAUUUCAUUAAAUGCGCUAGCUACUGCCAUAGAUCAUGGGAAAAUCUUGCAGAGUAAACUACUUCCUCAGUUUUUUGUCCAAUGCUCAAUGAGACGUGGUGUAUACAUAGUCUUUGAGUGAAAAGUGCAAGAUACAUUCAUUGAGCAUGUCAGAAAAGGUGUUGCCAAGGUGUUGUUGCCAUUUUUUCACAUAAGGAUGUUGUUUUAGUUGUUUGUGAGAAUGAGAUACUGUUAUGAAUUUAGUAAUCAAUACUUUAAAUCAAUAUUUUUUGUAUAAGUCAUAUUUUUCCUAUCAGUUUCAUAUUCUAUAGAUCAGUGUUUUGGUCUCCUUUUGAAGGUUUGGUGUAUGUUAUUAUUGUUGUUCCGUUGAAAUCUUGCUUUUGGGAAAUCCAAUUUUGUAGAAACGUUGAACUAAAUCAGAAUAGGUGAUCAAUGGGGCUUCUCCAAAAUGCAUACUACUGUACGUGCACCUGCCAGCUAUUCCUAUUAUCGAUAGGAAACUUCCCAUUUUGGAGAAAAGGAAAUUGCCAUGUCAACCGGUAGGAUCCUAUAUGUAUGAACAAUUUUCAGCAAGAUUGAAUAGGGAAUUUAAGAUUGUUCUUAUGUUUAAGGCCACCGCACGCUGGUCCACGAUACCAUUUUGGAGAAGAUCACAUUUUGCUCAUUUUCUGACAAUGUGAAUGAAAGCUCAAACUAACUGAAAGAAUACUAAUAUAACAAUUUUCAAUGAUUGGAAGCCUUUAUUUUGGAGUAAAGGCCGAAUUGGUUUCAAAUCGUAGCCAAUCGUAUGAUUGUUAUGACCAAGUUCCGACCAGAUAGUAAAUUUGCUUUUAGUUUAAUAAGGAUGAUAGCAUAGUUGCAGAUUUAAACAUAGGUAUUUGUACGGUGAUUUAGAACAUUGCACGGUACAAUGUUCCAUACUGUCUCAAUAUUAGAAUCAAAUUCUACGACGUUUAUUUCCAAAAUCGGGUAGCAAAUCGUAAGGUUUGCGGUGGCCUUUACUGAUUCCUUCCUGUUUCUUAGCCGUCUUGUUUGGCAGGUUUGUCUAUUAUGAUUUGUGCAUUUUCAGAGGGGAUGUGAUGUGGCUAAAUGAAUCAAACAUUGAUGAAUAUAUUUUGUUUUCUUUAAUAGGAGUGUUAUUAUUGUCUUUUGGGAGUGUUGUUAUAGAGCACUCCAAGGGGGCGUUUCACAAAGAUUUAAGUGUGACAUACAGAUGCAUUUAAAUUCCCAGUUCCAUGCAGUGUAAAAGGCAUCACGGCAUUUGUCAAAUCAUGCUAAGGGGACGCACACUAUUGCAUAUGAAGCAAUAAGAUUGCACGUUACAAUUCAUAUGUGCGUCAGCAUUUAAGCAUGACCCUAUUUUUACACUUUUACUCUUUGUGAAACUAACCCCAGGGCCCCGUCUUACAAAGAGUUACAAUUGAUCCGAUCAAUAGUAACUAUGGACGGCCAGCAACAUCAACAUCUAUUAUGCAUAUUUGUUCAAAAUAUUUUCUACCUAUGAUGUAUAUUCAUGCAUUCGUUGUUUUCUUGAACAUUCACCGCGCUUCUCUUUGCAUAUAAGACACUGAUGGAUUUCCAUAGUUACGAUUGAUCGGAUCAAUCAUAACUCUUUGGAAGACGGGGCCAAUGUGGGUGUUUUCAUUUAUACACGCACGACUGGAACACACUUUUCGAUGCUUCGUCAGCCACACAGGGAUCAUUUACCUGAGUCACCAGUCAUGCUUUAAGUCAUUCGGUUUCACGGGCCUAAUUACAACUGGCAGGCAAAAGAUAUUCAUUCGAGCCAACCCAUUCUCAAUUUUUAAAUUUGAUAUUGCUGAUUGACAAAAGUGAAUGAAUAUGACUGACAAUCUAACACUGAUUCUAGGGAGGUGUUACGUUUGCUGGUCCGGACAAGCUCUUACUGUUACCUGUCCUGGACAAACUCCCACGUAAACCUCCUGAAUCUUGUUCUCCAUUCAGACACUCAUGAACUAGAGGACAAGCGUAUACAAAUUAUUCCGAAUCAGAGUCUCUCUCUGCUAUCUCACCGACUAUUAGGUCUUUGGUGUAAGGAUCUUUUAGCAUACUUUGAACAUCAGGAGGAAGAGGCUGUGAUUGUUGUACUCUUAAAGACUUGCUGCUAAUCACAAUGUCACCUGUUACCAUUAGUCUGUGGAAUACAUCACUCAUGGUGUCUGUACGAGAUGUCUUUCUCGCAUGCAUUCGUCUGUAGAUCUUAUUGUCUUUGUUCCUGGCUUCUUGCGCCUCCUCACUCAUCAUUCCGAUUGGCAGGACUGAAGAUGACAAGAUAGUGGCACCAUGUACUAAUAAUACGUGGACGCUUACAGGGAAUCGAUACCACGGGUAGAGCUCCAACUGUAACUCUGCUGUUUCACGACAGUAUUUUCCGAACUUGUUGGCAUCCAAUGGAAGUUUGCAAAAUAAAGCCAACAAAAUCAUUCUGUACCGAUGGAUUAGCCCUUCGUCCAAACCACAAAUAUCUACGAAGGCCUUUUCGUUCUUGAAAGCUCUUCUAGCUGUGUUGCCAUCGUUUGUAUUUCCUGCACCUUGUUUAGGUUCAUCCACUUUGAUUCCAAGCUCUUCCUUGAAGCGAUCAUAGAUCACUUUCUUUUUCCUUUUGAUCACGUCCUUGUCUUCAUUCGAUGAUACACGCCAUUUCUUUAUCUCAGUUCGGUAAGCAAUGUGAAGCAGCAUCUCGAAGCACCCGAUCAAUUUGUGAAGAGGCGAAAUGCCAUACACAUAUGUCUUCGGAUCGGAGCAAUGCACUUCAACCAGGUUGUUGAACUGCGUUGGGGUCGCAUGGCAGAUAUAGUAUCUCAUUGAAGAUUUUGUUUCGGUGAGCGCGUUAAUGACCUUCUGGUCAACCAUUGUGAGAUGGAGUUCAUAAUUGACCUUCACAUCUGCUACCGUAUUCAAGUCUGCUUCUACCUCGUAUGUUAUAUCCACAGAACUAUCCAUAGGCUUCAGGCUGUCAAUUUCCUGCCUUAUUGAUGCAUCCACCUCCUGGCUUAGCUCCGUAGUUUCUUUCGCAAACUUAAGGCGAAGAGGUCUACAGAAUCUCUUUGAGGACGGCACAGGAUUCUCCCACAGUAUCUGAUCACCCCUUUUCAGUUGUAGAGGAACCACAGUUGUGCAGAACAAGCUCUCAUCCGUUCUCUCUGGAGAAGAAAACCAUUGUUUAUAUUCGCUCUGGCCUGAUGAGCCAUCAAACCCAUACUUGCAAAUUAACUUGCACAACACUUGUUCGUCAUCCUCUAGACCCUCUACUAUGUUUGUUAUUGCCUCCUUUUGGUCUUCAAUGAUUCUCAGUGCUGUAUGGUCAAGGAAAUUUUGAAGAGGAACCUCAGCAAAUAGCUUUAUGAAGCGCCUGUUAGCUUUAUUACAAAAGGGGAAUUUCAAUCUGACAAUAUGUUGAUUAUAAAAUAGCAGAAAUGAUAAUGAUAAAAAAAAAAAAAAUCGGGCUUCCUCCGACCCUUCCUCCUACUAAAGAGCUUAGGUCUGGGUUGUGAUAAGAUAAAUAAAUAUCUUUGGAAUUUUAAUCCAUGCAUAAUAAAAUUCUACUCCGACUGGAAACCCAUAUGUGAACGAGACUUAAGACCAGCAAUUACUAUUUAAAAAAAAAGUAUCAUCCAAUUUCUGUGAAGCUCUUUGAUGAGAAGUUACUGAGCGGGAAUAAUCCCCCAACUUAGCAGCUGAAAUUUUCUAUUGUGAAGAGCUAAUGUAUGUCAGUCCUAUUUAUUUGUGACUAAAUCCUUAUAAGGAAAAGAAAAAUAUAUGCUACAAAGCAAAGGAACGAAUUA